Pararge aegeria (speckled wood butterfly) is the source of this 2018-nucleotide messenger RNA. RefSeq names its product borealin (gene Borealin). The transcript has 7 exons. Gene Ontology annotation, biological process: mitotic sister chromatid segregation. Lineage: Eukaryota; Metazoa; Arthropoda; Insecta; Lepidoptera; Nymphalidae. The record is from RefSeq and is a predicted model, not a curated record. Gene Ontology annotation, cellular component: spindle midzone; chromosome, centromeric region; chromosome passenger complex. Bases 185 to 1030 code for a protein of 281 amino acids.
GUCGAAUAUAAAUCGAACCAAAGAGAAUAUAGAUUCAUUUUUCGAAUUUUAAAAUGUCGGAUGUCGGUUAAAAUAUAAACAUAUUUUGAUUUGAUUGCUUUUCAUUUUAAUUCAAGAUAUAAUUUUAUUCUUUGUCUUUAUAACGAUAGCUUGCUUAGAUCGAAGUUUAACUGGAUAAUUCAAAAUGCCACGCACAAAACGUCCUGCGCGUAAACAAGACCAAGGAUCCGAAAACGAUGCACUGUCGAAAAUAGAUAAACUUGCAACUGAAUGGAAAAACAAAUUUGACUCCAAAGCACUCAUGCAAAUAAAGAACAUUGAGCUAUCCUUUAAGAUCCUCUUGGAAUCCAUAAGUGUGGAAGAUUUGAACAAAACUGUUGGACAAUUGAAAGCAGAAGCCACCAGACAACCCAGCCGUGCAGUUUCCCAUGAUGAUGGGUACUUAUCAGCGCCCUCAGUGGAUGGUUCCGGAGGCAAGAGCACUAAGUCAAAAUUGGUGAUGCUCGUUUCCGCAGUCCCGCCCUCCGCGUCCCGCGGGCGUCGCUCGCGCUCCGCGGACGCGUCCGCGCGCUCCAUCAAGACAGUGUCCCGGCCGACGGCGCAGAAGCGACGGUCGCGAUCCGUGUACAAGACCCCGGCAUACCAGGCCCCGGCGUACCCCACCUCCGUCUACAAGACCCCAGCUUACAACAAGAACUCGUCCGUGCAGUACCCGGCCAUCACUCCUAAGGUGGCACCUAACACCCCGUUGGCAGUGUUGCGGCAGCCGCGGCAGGGGGAAAUGGUGUUCUCGAUGUCCGGCUCACCGCUCAUGGCGUCCUCUUACAACACAAUGAAACCUCACGAGAAGGCAAAUUGCAAUAUAGUUCUCCAAGACGGCACAACUCUGUCUCUCCAGCCUCAGCAACUGAGAACCUCUCAGCACUCCAUCCCAUUCUCUCUCAUGGACAACACAGUGCUAAACCAGCUCAAAACGCUCAAGGACAACCUGGAAAAAGUGUGCAAGCUGGGCGAGAAGGUCAUUGACUGACUGUGACUGUACCCUAAAAAACCAGUGCUUCUGGACCCAUGGGGUGGUGACCCUGUUCCAGAAAACGCUGAACUUCAACAAAGUCCUCAGAAACCGCUGAGAAGCACUUAAAGAGUGUGGGAACCCCUACAAAAGACCUAUGUCCAGCAGUGGAUAUGAUUCAGUUGAGGCGAGACGAUUCUUAUUUUUAGUCUAUUUUAUGGUAUAAAAUUAGUAUAACUUGAUUGCUAGGCUUAACAAUGCAACCCACUUUUAUAAGUAACAUCGACGUAUAUUACGUUGCUAACGCAGAAAUGAUUUACCUAGCGACAAUUGGAGUUUACAGUUGACCAAAUAAAUUUCAGACCUUUUUUCUUGUCAUUAAGAUCGCUUCUUAUCUUACUAAGAGGCUUCUUGACAAUGUCGACGCGUAUGUACCAAUAGGUGGCAAAAAAACGUAUCACACCAUUUUCGCGGCUACCAACACAGUUAUAUCUGCGCGGACAUACUUUUGUUGUAACUUAUAAUUAGGCGUAGAUUAGGUAGGUACUGUACAUACUUUAGUGUUGUGGAUGUCUUAAUGUGUGGAUUCUUAUAUGUAUUUUGUUUAUUGCUAAUUAUUGAUGUUAUGGCUGUUUUUAUUGUAAUGUAUGUGGAAAUAUUUAAGAUUUUUGUCUUGACAGUACUUACGAAUUACCGAUUCAACAUUUUGCAAGCACUGGUACUGUGGUAGUUACACAAACAGGAUGAAACUUAUCACAGCUCAUAGUAACAGCUAAAUAACAAAAAAAGUAGCAACGCGCGAGUGUCUGUAAAGACGCUGCUGACACCAUUUAAAGAACAAACUCGCCGUUACUUAUGACUUUUCUGUAAGAUAACAGUUUACACUAGGAAAAUGACAAAAAUAUUGCAAAAUAGGAGGGUAGUUUCUAGUAUUGAUAGUUUUGUAAUUAAUCAAUAAUAAUUAAUGUAUUGCCAAAAAAUUUAAUUGUAUUUAUAUUGAACAAUA